This is a messenger RNA of Cinara cedri, 2546 nucleotides long. The record is from the annotation of a GenBank genome assembly. Lineage: Eukaryota; Metazoa; Arthropoda; Insecta; Hemiptera; Aphididae.
UCUCACCUGAUCAAUAGACUUUUCUGCUUCUCUUGUUGUCAUUUUGACGGGUUGAACGUCGAUGGUGUGCAGUGCUUCAAUGCAAAUGAGAAUUACGAUAAUAUUCUUGACGAAAUUGCUGAGAGAAGUCUGCAAAAUGCAGAAAGUGAUGAAAAUGACGACGUUCAACCCGUCAAAAUUACAACAAGAGAAUCAGAAAAGUGCAUUGAUCAGCUGAGUCUAUAUUUCAUGCGAAAUAGAAACAAAAAUGUCCCAACAACUUCACUGGAUGUUUGUGCAGAUUUUAUUAAUAAGCCAAGUCUUGAUAAAUUACAGCAAAGAAGAAUGGACCAUUUUAUGCAGCCUAACAAAAUAUGAGUUAUAAUUGAAAUUGAAUAAUAAUAUGUAAUUUUUAAAUAAAGUAUGAAUCAAGUAUGUAUAUAUUUUUUAAAUAAAGUUUUUUAGUUUUCUUAAAGUUGUGUGUUUUCGUCAGUUCGGCUAAUCGGAACAGUCGGAUAAUGGGGACAAAUAGGUUACCGCCCGAUGUGUCCCCAUUAAGCGGAUUCUACUGUAUAUUCAAAAUUCAAAAUACGGGACUAAAAAAAUGUCUAUUUCAAAUACAGUGAAAUCUCCCUUAACGGUCACCUCCAUAUAACGGACGAAACUUUGGCGACCGAUAAUGUCGGGUAUUAAGAGGUUUCACUGUAUCACAACGACGCCGCUAGAGAUUUUUAAAUGAAAGUAUAAUGAAUUAAACUAUAGGACAAUCUUUACUUAAUAUUUUUAUUUUUUUCAACUAUCUAAUAUUUUUUUAAAAAUUAUAUCAGUUUUCCGUAUACUUGUAUAUCAGUAGAUAAUAAAAAUAAAUAAUAUUAAAAAUGUUAAUAUAUUUUAUUUGAAUAAUAUUUCAACAGUAUUAUACCAUAAGUACUUAUUAAAGUAUAAAUAUAACAUUUUAAAACUUUUUUUAAUAAGAUAAAAAUAACAACCCUGUUUUAGUUUUUCUUUGGUAAUACCUAGCCAAUAGGAACAAAAUCUAAAAUAAAUAGUACAUUCAACUUUAUAAACUAUGUAUACACUAUACCUUACAUAAUUUAAAUUUACAAAACUAAUUGGUUGUUAUAAUGUUCAUGGAGUAUUAUAAUAUUUAUUAGAAGAAUGAAUCUCUUUUAAUAAUGAUUGAUUUCCAAUUAAGAAGUCAUGGAAUUCUGUACAGGUUUCCUUAAAAAAUGUCUUCACUAUCAACAUAGCUUUAACUGUUUUUAUUUCCAUUUUAUUCAUUUUCAUCCGUCCAUAAGUUAUUCAUAUUUGAGAAAAUUCUUUCAACAUUUGCAUUUGAACCUGGUGUGCAUAUUAAAAACUACUAUUAUUUUAAAAUUUGGAAAAUAGCCAUAAUCAAUAUUAUUCACUGAUUUAAAAAUAUAUGUCCACAUUUCUGAUAAAGUUUUAAAGGAUUGAAUAUUUUCAUUGUGUUUUACACAUUUUUUAAUCAUUGUAAAUUCAUCAACUAAAUGAGCCUCAUUAAUUAAAUUGUUUUUGGGAAUAAUAUUUUUGAUUCAUUCAAUAGUAGUUUGAAUAUUAACCCAAUUAAAAUCAUGCUCAAUGUUUUUUAGUGUAAUCCACGUUAUACCAUCAAAUUUACUUAAAGUGGGAUUUGAACAUUCUUUUAUAUAUUCUAAACAUGUGUCAUAAAAUGUGCUGUAAUUUAUCAAGACUUUGCUUAUUGAUAAAAUCUGCACAAACAUCUAGUGAAGUUGUUGGGACAUUUUCGUUUCCAUUUUGCAUGAAAUAUAGUCUCACCUGAUCAAUGGACUUUUCUGCUUCUCUUGUUGUAAUUUUGACGGGUUGAACGUCGAUGGUGUGCAGUGCUUCAAUGCAAAUGAGAAUUACGAUAAUAUUCUUGACGAAAUUGCUGAGAGAAGUCUGCAAAAUGCAGAAAGUGAUGAAAAUGACGACGUUCAACCCGUCAAAAUUACAACAAGAGAAGCAGAAAAGUCUAUUGAUCAGGUGAGACUAUAUUUCAUGCCAAAUGGAAACGAAAAUGUCCCAAUAACUUCACUAGAUGUUUGUGCAGAUUUUAUCAAUAAGCCAAGUCUUCANUGUCAUAAAAUGUGCUGUAAUUUAUCAAGACUUUGCUUAUUGAUAAAAUCUGCACAAACAUCUAGUGAAGUUGUUGGGACAUUUUCGUUUCCAUUUUGCAUGAAAUAUAGUCUCACCUGAUCAAUGGACUUUUCUGCUUCUCUUGUUGUAAUUUUGACGGGUUGAACGUCGAUGGUGUGCAGUGCUUCAAUGCAAAUGAGAAUUACGAUAAUAUUCUUGACGAAAUUGCUGAGAGCAGUCUGCAAAAUGCAGAAGGUGAUGAAAAUGACGACGUUCAACCCGUCAAAAUUACAACAAGAGAAUCAGAAAAGUGCAUUGAUCAGCUGAGUCUAUAUUUCAUGCGAAAUAGAAACAAAAAUGUCCCAACAACUUCACUGGAUGUUUGUGCAGAAUUUAUCAAUAAGCAAAGUCUUGAUAAAUUACAGCAAAGAAGAAUGGACGAUUUUCUGCUGCCUAACAAAAUAUGA